This is a messenger RNA of Babesia sp. Xinjiang, 1569 nucleotides long. RefSeq lists its product as uncharacterized. Lineage: Eukaryota; Apicomplexa; Aconoidasida; Piroplasmida; Babesiidae. The record is from RefSeq and is a predicted model, not a curated record. The coding region runs from base 1 to 1569 and encodes 522 amino acids. The transcript has 6 exons.
AUGCGAUAUUUCUCAGACUAUAUUGGCUUGGGAUACGAUGCGAUAUUCGGCAACCCGUUUGGCAGCUUCGGUCAGAACAACGAUGCGGGUUACCGUAAUCCUAUCGUUGAAACCUCCGUCUCCAUUGGAGAUAAACAGCCUCAUGAUCAGUCUCCAAACAAUCAAUCGUGGACGCGCGAAAUAGCAACAUGCUGGCUCAGCGACACCCGCGAAGACGUUGGCGACGAGGACCUGCUGCACGACCUACAGAACGAAUUCCAAGUAGAAGGGCCAGAGAGUAACGAGAUUUUGGAGGCCAACAUCCGCAGCGAAUCUAACGGAGAUUCCAAUAGCAUAUACACGAAGAAGUACCGUAUCGCCAAGUCCUUCUGCGCUAUCAAAGAGAGCGGGAUAGUGUUGCCUUAUAAGGGAACAAUAUCAUCCGUUUUUUUAAAGGACGUUGAGAACCUGCCAAAGGAAAUCGCUAAUUUGGGCACAUGUACUCCAGAUGUAUACAUCGCAGAGCCCACACAUGAGGACUGUGCCGAUAUCCAUAUGUGGAUGAAGUUCUUUAAACGAUAUGGGACGCAUAUAACGACACGUCUGGUUAUAGGUGGGCAAAUCAUCUACAUAGAUCGUGUCGUAACAGCUGAGAAGUCUACAAACACGCAGCACAAAAAGGUUGAGGGUGACAAAAAUGUCUCUGUCGUCGAUGAUUUUAGGGCCAUGAUGAACGGUACUCGGGAAUCCCACCAGAUGUGGGUAAUAGGGGGAUUCUAUUUUACAGGAUUAGAGCACAACGACUCACGAGCAUUUAAUAAAUGGUUACAAAGUGUAUGGAAGCGACCAAUGCCCAUCAGGGCUAAUUUCUCGUCGUUAGAUCAUUUUCUUGGUGAAAAGGGGGAUAGUUAUCAUCACGCUCUGAGCUUCUAUCGAAACUUUCAGAACGUUGCGAAUGGUCACUCCUUGAACUACCGAACAUUUUCUCAGAUGCUCAAAGAAAUGGUGAUGGUAGUAGCUGACAACGGAUUCGCUCGUUGCCCGUCAGACAUGGUUGUGGUGGCUGGUUUUGUGAUUACCAAGAGCAUUCCAAUUUCAAUUGACACUUGCAUUCCAUCGAGCGACGUGAUCCGGGAUGAUGCCAUAGCUGUGGCACUUUGCGCUAAGGGCACAGGGUUCACCCUGACUGCCAUUGAAUCAAAGAACAGCCGUUCCUGUCCAGGCGACCUGGUUGUUGCGUUCGGAUUUCAGUUGUUCGUCGACCAAUCAUCCGCGCUGCAACUGACAGCAUGUCCUUCGGGCCGUCGGGACUGUGGUUCGAUGCCAUCACGGGAUGGAGUUGAGUGGAAGGCUUGUAUACAGCGCAGCCUCUUGGAUUCUUCCUUCAGUCCUAGGUCCGGUGCUAUUUUACACCGUCAAUACAAGACACUAGGGUGCCCAGAUUCGCAAAAGGUUGUAUCAGGUUUCUCACUACGUCGCAUAGAGAAUAAGCUAGUUGUGGAUAAGUGCUUACCGGGAAUCAAGACCUGUAGUAUCCGAUGCGGCAGUGAGAAAUGCCGUGACGGCGCAGCCUAUAUGCUAUGCUUGUAA